AUGCAGACAGCCCAGAGCUCCUGCCCCGGCAGCCCCCCAGACACUGAGGAUGGCUGGGAGUCAGUCCUAAUCAGGGGAGAGGUCAACUUUGGAGGGUCUGGGAAGAAGCGAGGCAAGUUUGUGAAGGUGCCAAGCAGUGUGGCCCCCUCCAUGCUCUUUGAACUCCUGCUCACUGAGUGGCACCUGCCAGCCCCCAACCUAGUGGUAUCUCUGGUGGGUGAGGAACGGCCUUUUGCUAUGAAGUCCUGGCUUCGGGAUGUCCUGCGCAAGGGGCUGGUGAAAGCGGCUCAGAGCACAGGUGCCUGGAUCCUGACCAGUGCCCUCCAUGUGGGCCUGGCCCGCCAUGUUGGACAAGCUGUACGUGAUCACUCUCUGGCUAGCACGUCCACCAAGGUCCGUGUGGUGGCCAUCGGAAUGGCCUCUCUGGAUCGAAUCCUUCACCGUCAACUUCUAGAUGGUGUCCAGGAGGAUACUCCCAUCCACUACCCAGCAGAUGAGGGCAGCAUUCAGGGACCCCUCUGCCCCCUGGACAGCAAUCUUUCCCACUUCAUCCUUGUGGAGCCAGGCACCCUUGGGAGUGCGAAUGACGGAUUGGCAGAGCUGCAGCUGAGCCUGGAGAAGCACAUCUCUCAGCAGAGGACAGGUUAUGGGGGCACCAGCAGCAUCCAGAUACCUGUCCUUUGCCUGCUGGUUAAUGGUGACCCCAGCACCCUAAAGAGGAUUUCCAGGGCAGUGGAGCAGGCUGCCCCAUGGCUGAUCCUGGCAGGUUCUGGAGGCAUUGCUGAUGUACUCGCUGCCCUGGUGAGCCAGCCUCAUCUCCUGGUGCCCCAGGUGGCUGAGAAGCAGUUCAGAGAGAAAUUCCCCAGCGAGUGUUUCUCUUGGGAAGCCAUUGUACACUGGACAGAGCUGCUACAGAACAUUGCUGCGCACCCCCACCUACUCACAGUGUACGACUUUGAGCAGGAGGGUUCUGAGGACCUGGACACCGUCAUCCUCAAGGCACUUGUGAAAGCCUGCAAGAGCCACAGCCAAGAAGCUCAAGACUACCUAGAUGAGCUCAAGUUAGCAGUGGCCUGGGAUCGCGUGGACAUUGCCAAGAGUGAAAUCUUCAAUGGGGAUGUGGAAUGGAAGUCCUGUGACUUGGAAGAGGUGAUGACAGAUGCCCUAGUGAGCAACAAGCCUGACUUCGUACGCCUCUUUGUGGACAGCGGUGCUGACAUGGCUGAGUUCUUGACCUAUGGGCGGCUGCAGCAACUUUACCACUCUGUGUCCCCCAAGAGCCUCCUCUUUGAACUGCUGCAGCGUAAGCAUGAGGAGGGGCGGUUGACACUGGCUGGCCUGGGUGCCCAGCAGGCCCGGGAGCUGCCCAUUGGUCUGCCUGCCUUCUCACUCCACGAGGUCUCCCGUGUACUCAAAGAUUUCCUGCAUGACGCCUGCCGUGGCUUCUACCAGGAUGGGCGCAGGAUGGAGGAGAGGGGGCCACCCAAGCGGCCCGCAGGCCAGAAAUGGCUGCCAGACCUCAGUCGGAAGAGUGAAGACCCUUGGAGGGACCUGUUCCUCUGGGCUGUGCUGCAGAAUCGUUAUGAGAUGGCCACAUACUUCUGGGCCAUGGGCCGGGAGGGUGUGGCUGCUGCUCUGGCUGCCUGCAAGAUCAUAAAGGAAAUGUCCCACCUGGAGAAAGAGGCAGAGGUGGCCCGCACCAUGCGUGAGGCCAAGUAUGAGCAGCUGGCCCUGGAUCUUUUCUCAGAGUGCUACAGCAACAGUGAGGACCGUGCCUUUGCCCUGCUGGUGCGCAGGAACCACAGCUGGAGCAGGACCACGUGCCUGCACCUGGCCACUGAAGCUGAUGCCAAGGCCUUCUUUGCCCAUGAUGGUGUGCAAGCAUUCCUGACCAAGAUCUGGUGGGGAGACAUGGCCACAGGCACACCCAUCCUACGGCUUCUGGGUGCCUUCACCUGCCCAGCCCUCAUCUACACAAACCUCAUCUCUUUCAGUGAGGAUGCCCCGCAGAGGAUUGACCUGGAAGAUUUGCAGGAGCCAGACAGCAUGGAUAUGGAAAAGAGCUUCCUAUGCAGCCAGGGUGGCCAAUUGGGGAAGCUAACAGAGGCACCAAGGGCUCCAGGCGAUCUAGGCCCACAAGCUGCCUUCCUGCUCACACGGUGGAGGAAGUUCUGGGGCGCUCCCGUGACUGUGUUCCUGGGGAAUGUGGUCAUGUACUUCGCAUUCCUCUUCCUGUUCACCUAUGUCCUGCUGGUGGAUUUCAGGCCACCACCCCAGGGGCCAUCUGGGUCUGAGGUUACCCUCUAUUUCUGGGUGUUCACACUGGUGCUGGAGGAAAUCCGACAGGGCUUCUUUACAGAUGAGGACACACACUUGGUGAAGAAGUUCACUCUGUACGUGGAAGACAACUGGAACAAGUGUGACAUGGUGGCCAUCUUCCUGUUCAUUGUUGGUGUCACCUGUAGAAUGGUGCCCUCGGUGUUUGAGGCUGGCCGGACCGUUCUGGCCAUUGACUUCAUGGUGUUCACACUUCGGCUCAUCCACAUCUUUGCUAUUCACAAGCAGUUGGGUCCUAAGAUCAUCAUUGUAGAGCGGAUGAUGAAGGAUGUCUUCUUCUUCCUCUUCUUUCUGAGCGUGUGGCUUGUGGCCUAUGGUGUGACCACUCAGGCCCUGCUGCACCCCCAUGAUGGCCGCCUGGAAUGGAUUUUCCGCCGUGUACUGUACAGGCCUUACCUGCAGAUAUUUGGGCAAAUCCCUCUGGAUGAAAUUGAUGAGGCCCGUGUGAACUGUUCUCUUCACCCUCUGAUGCUGGAGAGCUCAGCUUCCUGCCCUAAUCUCUAUGCCAACUGGCUGGUUAUCCUCCUACUGGUUACCUUCCUGCUCGUCACUAAUGUGUUACUUAUGAACCUUCUGAUCGCCAUGUUCAGCUACACAUUUCAGGUGGUGCAGGGCAAUGCAGAUAUGUUCUGGAAGUUUCAACGCUAUCACCUCAUCGUUGAAUACCAUGGACGACCAGCUCUGGCCCCGCCCUUCAUCCUGCUCAGCCACCUGAGCUUGGUGCUCAAGCAGGUCUUCAGGAAGGAAGCCCAGCACAAACGGCAACACCUGGAGAGAGACUUACCUGACCCCUUGGACCAGAAGAUCAUUACCUGGGAAACGGUUCAAAAGGAGAACUUCCUGAGUACCAUGGAGAAACGGAGGAGGGACAGCGAGGGGGAGGUGCUGAGGAAAACAGCAUACAGAGUGGACUUGAUUGCCAAAUACAUCGUGGGGCUGAGAGAGCAAGAAAAGAGGAUCAAGUGUCUGGAGUCACAGGCCAACUACUGUAUGCUCCUCUUGUCCUCCAUGACUGAUACACUGGCUCCAGGAAGCACCUACUCAAGCUCUCAGAACUGUGGUCACAGGAGUCAGCCAGCCUCUGCUAGAGACAGGGAGUACCUAGAGGCUGGUAUGCCACCCUCAGACACCUGA
Molecule: messenger RNA, 3471 nt
Organism: Grammomys surdaster
Lineage: Eukaryota; Metazoa; Chordata; Mammalia; Rodentia; Muridae
Gene: Trpm5
Product: transient receptor potential cation channel subfamily M member 5
Exons: 24
Coding region: 1-3471 (1156 amino acids)
Biological process (GO): calcium ion transmembrane transport
Cellular component (GO): membrane
Molecular function (GO): calcium-activated cation channel activity; ligand-gated calcium channel activity
Source: RefSeq, a predicted model, not a curated record